Trichomonas vaginalis G3 is the source of this 2958-nucleotide messenger RNA. RefSeq names its product phage tail repeat-like family. The annotation marks the transcript as partial. Lineage: Eukaryota; Parabasalia; Trichomonadida; Trichomonadidae. The transcript has a single exon. The record is from RefSeq and is a predicted model, not a curated record.
AAUAUGACUACUGCUGCAUAUGCGUAUGAAGCUGACAGAGCUAAACGUUUAUAUUUUGGUCAAUACUCUCUCACACUUACUGACAAAUAUAUUGUUAUUUCUGAUGGAAAUACUGAGAAAUAUAUAACAUGGAAGGACUAUGAAAAGUUUGACCCUAUUUUAACUCCAUGUACUAUGCCAUUCAUUGUAAAUGGUGAAGUUGUCAUGAAGAACGACACAACGGUUUAUAGGUCUGUUUAUGAAGCAUUAGAAUAUAUGUUGAAUUAUAAUCCCGAAAGAUUUGACCCAAGCACUACACCAUGUACAAUGCCCUUUAUUAAGGACGGUGAAAUCGUAAGAGUUCCGAAUUCAACGGUUUAUACAGCUGUUCAAAACAGUUUACAAAACAUUUUAGCGAAUAUCUUUAAUUCAGAAACUACAGAAAUAAAAUUACCGUAUAUAACAGAUGCUAAAGAAAUUAAAUCAAAAACAACAAUAUUAUUUACGUCACUUAAUGAUUUAAUGACUUAUAUAAUUAAUACUCCUUCACCGACUACGGCAUUUGACCCAAACACGACGGUUUGCAGUGUACCUUUCAUUAACGACAGUUCAGUAAUUGCUUUAAGGGAUUCAACAGUUAAUGAAUCAUUAAAGGCUUCAUUAAUGAAAAUCAUUGAUUUUAACUCAUUCAUGAAUACAUAUAAUUCAUUCAUUAAUGUUUCAUACACUUCUAAAGAAGGUGAGCCAAAAACUAUCGAUAAAGCGGUGUAUGAAAUAAAAGCAUCAAUGACGAAAUUUAAUUCGUUAACUUUUGAUGGUGAUAGUUCCAUUAACAGCAUGACAUCAGGAAAAACGAUUUUAACGAAAGAAUAUUUAAAAUCUCAUGUUAGUGAGUUCGUUGAAAUUGAAAAAGAAGGCGGAAUUAAGUUCGAUCCACUGGGUUUCAUUUUCGACUUAGCGAAUGCGGGUGUUAGUUUCGCUGAAUGGACAACUAUACAGAGUGAAAUAAAUGCAAUAUGGACGUUUUUGGGGUCAAAAGCGGGAAUGGGUGAGCUUGUAGAUGCUGCAAGAACAUUAGGUGAAACGGGAAAUUUUGUAGAUGGUUUUAAAAGACUUGUUUCAAAUGUUUUAACAAACACAAAGAAAUUAUUUAGAUAUACCAUACAUAACGGCCAGAUUUUCGAACAGGUAGCAACAAACCCUCCGGUUAUGGCUGCGUUGAUGAUGGCUAGAGACAUAAAGCCGCGUAGCGGUGAGGGCGAAGCCCGCGAAGAAGAGGAGAAACCAGAGGAUACGGGUCAGGUUAUUCGAGACAUUAAAAACGUGUAUCCUGAAGUUAUUGAUUUAUUUAGAGGUGUUAAUGAUUCGAUUUCAAAUCAUUCUAUAACCCUUGAUGAAGAGAAUAAAUUAACAGAUUAUAUAUUCGUCAUUAUUGCAGAACUAAUGAAGAGAAUAAAUGAAAAAGGUAUAGCUGAUAUCAUUAAUGUAAGUGAUGUAAUGAUGAAAAGAAAUUUUGACUCAUUAUUUACAGAACCGAAAACAGAAUAUAGUCUUUAUGACGUAAUUACUGAAUUAAUGAAAAAGAUUAAUGAUAAUAAGAGUUCUGGCGGAAGAGUUGAAUUAGAGGUGAAUGAUGUUAAUGAGAAAUUAGAUAGUAAGGCAGAUAAAAACCAUGUUCAUUAUAUAAGUUCAGAUGAACAGAUUAUAACGGAUUAUCAUGGAUAUUUAACACAGGAUGAAAAAGUGAAGACGGAAGAUGUUAAUGAAAGAAGAUAUAAAUUCAUUCGUGCUAAAGGUUAUGACAUACGCUGUACUGUACAGUAUGACACGGGUAAAGCACCAGAAGCAUUUGGUUAUAACAAUGAAAUAUAUGCUUCGUAUUUCUUUGUUAACGGUGUAUUAGUUGAACCAAGAUUUACUUUGAGAGUUAAGGCAAAAAUAACCGUUGAAGAUGCUAUUAAAAGUAAAGCUGACAAAGAUGAACUUGACGCAACGAACAAAGUUUUGAAAUCUCAUAAACACAAUAUCUCCGAUAUAAAUGAACUUCAAGCUACAUUAAAUAGUAAAGCUGACAAGAACCAUACACAUGAAUCCUUCACUACUGUUAGAGCAGACGACAUAAUAUUGAACUAUACCCUUGGUUCAAGUGCACCUUUAGAGAAUCCAAGUACAAGCGUAAAAGAUACACUAAACUCCUUAAAUAACAAAUGUAUGAACAUUGAAGGACAUGUCAGAAACUUUGAAACAUAUGAACUACCAGCAAUGUUAGAUAAGAAAGCAGAUAAAGAACAUACACAUAACUCCUUCUCAACUGUUGCUAUAGAAAGUAUUGAAGGAACGGUUGGCGGAACUGGUGGGGAUGCAUUAUAUUAUAAACUUCCUAACUUUCCACAAGGUUUAACAUCGAAUGAAAACAUAACAACGAAGAAAGACAUUAGCUGUAAAAAUGUUUAUGUCAUGGAUGAUGAAAAUAAUGUUAAAUUCACUGCUCAAGAUUUAUAUGAUAAGAAAGCUGACAAAACAGAGCUUCAAACAUUAAAGACUGAAAUACUUCAAACAUUAUAUCCUAUAGGCUCUUUUUAUACGUCAAUGAACUCAACAAAUCCAGCAAGUGUUUUAGGUUUUGGUACGUGGCAGCAGAUUGUAGACAAAUUCUUAUACUGUGCUAACUCUUCAAAGCAAACAGGAGGCUCAAAGAAAAUUAAAGAAGCAAACUUACCUGCGCACACUCAUACAGGAACGACAAACUUUUCUGGCGACCAUAGCCACUCAUUAAGAGACCACCCAUUAUACAACUCAGACUAUGAAGCUGGCAAUGACGUUUUAUCUCCAUCUUAUAACAAUUCAGCAAAAAAGACUUUUCGACCAACUGAACCAGGAGGAAAUCAUUCACACACUUUCACAACAAAUCCAACAGGAAGUGGAGCAGACUAUAUGCCACCGUAUAUUACAGUUUAUGCAUGGUACCGUCUUGAAUAA